CAGUGCAGUCGUGUUAUAUUAAAAAAUGCCGAUACUUUCUUGUAUUAUUUGUUCAAAAAGAUCGCAACCGCUGACGCUAUUAACAGAUAUUACUUUAAAUAAGUGCAAAAAUGUGUUAGCAGUUCGCCAGAAGAACAAUUUAUCAUGUAAAGAUCUGGUAUUACCAACAACAAUAACCGAGAACCACGGGUAUCAUCGAACGUGCUACCAGCGUUUUACUGCGUUGCCGCCUGAAUACAGAUUAGUAUCAUCGGCAGAAAAUUCGGAAGUGAAUUUUGAAGCAUCAACGUCAACUGCAUCAAGUUCAAAUGUUGAGACCGAUGAAAGAAGGCUAGAAAAUGAAGAGAAAGAAAGUUCUAAUGUUGAGGUCGAUGCAGUAGAUGAAAAUAAUGAAAAUUUAGAUUCUGAUAUUAAUCUUUCGGAUGUUCAGAGUGUUCAUACCGUAUUUGAUAAUAGUAUUUGCAUCAUUUGUGUACAAAUUAGGAAAAGAGUUAAGGGUCGAACUGUACAGCUGCAUUUAUGUCAAAAAGAAACAAUAAAAAUUUUAAAAUCUUACGCGGCAGAAGAUGAUAAUAUUGAUUUACUUCACAGACUUAAAAACUGCGAAUCUGAAAAUAAAGAAGUGCGAUAUCAUAACUGUUGCAAGAAAGAUCUAUUGUAUCGGAUACAAUCUAAAAAUAAUGAAAAUCGCGAAAAAACAGAAUGGCAUCAAAAACGCCAUAUUCAUAAAACUGCAUUCGAAGUCGUAUCAGAUUACGUGUUAGAAAACGUUAUAAACUUAGGUAAAUGUUGUUUUUUAAAUUUUUUGAAAGACAUGUAUAUUGAAUAUGUAAAAACGAAAUUCAGAGAUUUUGAUGGUACGAUUGAACUUCGAGAUUUGGAAGAAAGAUUGCUGAAAUUAUUCCCAAGGAAAAUUGCAGUCGUAAUGUUAAACAAAAAAAAAUUGUCAAGCCAUUUAAUGGAGUUUUACUUCAAGAUAGUUUACAUGAUAUUGAAAAAAGGGACAUUUUAAAUAGAACAGCUAUGAUUUUAAGAACGGAAAUUCAAAAUAUUGUACACAAACCACUUCCUAAUAAAAUAACUGCAACUAAUAUGGUAGCAGGAGAAUGUGAAAUUCCACAACUUGUCAAAGAUUUUUAAUAAAAAAUAAACAUGCCUGCUCUUCAAAGCAACUUACAAAUAAGGAUCUUAGCUGGCACUGGAAAUAAUAGAAGAUAUCUUGAUGUCAAUAAAUUGUUUGAGAAACUGGGUGAACAAUUGUGUUUAGCACUUCCAGCUUUUCACGCCUUAACAGGUUGUGAUUAUAAUCCUGCUUUCUAUAGAAAAGGAAAAAAAAACCGCUACAAAUAUUACGGAAAUCUUCAAAAUAUAUAGAAGCAUUGAUUAGCAUUUCCAACUUAACAUCUGAAAACUUGGAAGAAAACGAUUUCACAGAUUUGGAGGAAUUCGUUUGUCGAAUAUAUGGACAUAAUGCAAUCAAUGAAAUUAAUCUGGUACGCGUAGCUACGUUUAUGAAGGCAUAUAAAAUCAGUGAAAGAGAAGAAAUCUUGAAAAUUGAUCAAAACUUUGAAGGAUCCAUGCUACCUCCUUGUAAGUCUGAAUUACGACAACAUUUUCUGCGAACUUCGUACAUAGCUCAAUUAUGGAACCAUGCUCAUCUUCCUACGUCAACUUUGUUUUCGCCAACUGAUUUUGGAUGGGAGGAACAAGACGAUAAAUAUAUUUUCAAGUGGUUUGAAGGCGAACAGUUGCCAAAAAUAGACAGUAUUACAAAUGAGAGCGGAAAAAUAA
Trachymyrmex cornetzi is the source of this 1791-nucleotide messenger RNA. RefSeq lists its product as uncharacterized. The transcript is spliced from 2 exons. NCBI's taxonomy places the organism in Eukaryota, Metazoa, Arthropoda, Insecta, Hymenoptera, Formicidae. Bases 26 to 1012 code for a protein of 328 amino acids. The record is from RefSeq and is a predicted model, not a curated record.